AUGUUAUUACAAUUAAGUAAAAUAUUAAUAUUAUGUUUAAUGUUCUUUUUCGUUAGAGGACAAGAUUCAUCAUCAACUAUCUCCUCCUCCUCGGUCUCUUCCUCUUCAGUGCCUUCCUCUUCAUCCGAAUCUUUCAAUGGUCAAUAUAUAUUCUCUUUUACAGAAGCCUAUACUUUAAUGGCAAUUGAUAUUAGUAAUGGUAACUUGGUUGUUAACCAUUCCUUAAGUGAAUUGAUUCUUCCUUCCUCUAUUUUAUCAUAUGAUCCAACUACAUACUCCUUCAGAUUUUUUGGAUAUUAUGAACAAUAUCCAGGUUAUCAUUUCCUAUUGUCAAACUAUAGUUUAACAACUAAUACAUUCACUGCUAUUACUAGUUCAAUUCUAGAUUCAUUGUACUACUCUUAUGCUAUUCAACCAUAUGUCCAAAUCGGAACUACUUUCUACAUGCCAAUUUUUGAUGAUGCAAAGCCUUCAACCGAUUUAAACAUUAGAAAUUGGGAUUUUAAUAACUUUAUUGUAGGUACUUUAGAAAUUGAAUUACCAGAUUUUAAUGCAUCAAUCAGCCCACUUGACGCAUAUGAUGAAGAUAAGGAUUUAUACUAUGUUUUCUAUUAUGGAAAUGGUGGUGAAGUUGAAAGAAUUCCAUAUGUUUCAACAUUUACUGGCAAUAGUCUUUCAUUCUAUCAAAAUAUCAAUGGAAGUAGUGGUAGUAAUAGUGGAAGUAAUAGUAAUGGUGGUGAAUCAUCAUUCACUACAACUAAAUUCCCAAAUAGUGGUAAAUCAAGUUUAGUAUAUAACAAUAAUGUUGGUACUAUUUUUGUAAAAUCAUCAAAUCUUUAUGCAAUUGAACAACUUCAAACAAGCAUUAAUAUUGUUAAAAUCGAUUUAGAUGGUGCCUCAGUUGAAUUAGCCUACUCUGCUGAAAUGGAUAGUUAUACCGCUGAUUUCAUCUCUUAUUUCUUAACAAAUGAUAAUAAUUAUUUGGUUACCUUAAAUUUAAAUCAAGAUAAUUUAGUUGUUUACAAUUUCAUUGAUUUAACAACUUUCUCUUUAGCUCACUCAUUCACAUCUAAAAAUUAUUUCGAUAAUAUUUCCGAUGAUUUCGAUACAUCCUUUUAUUUUAAUGGUUUUGUUUAA
Molecule: messenger RNA, 1137 nt
Organism: Dictyostelium discoideum AX4
Lineage: Eukaryota; Evosea; Eumycetozoa; Dictyosteliales; Dictyosteliaceae
Exons: 2
Coding region: 1-1137 (378 amino acids)
Source: RefSeq, a predicted model, not a curated record